AUGGUGGAUCUUCAACACUUUACAAAUGGGGAAGAAUACUACAAAAGAGUAGGCAAAGCCUGGAAACGUGGAUAUCUGCUGUACGGUCCUCCAGGGACAGGCAAAUCAAGCUUGAUAACAGCAAUGGCUAAUUACUUGAAAUAUGACAUCUAUGACUUGGAUCUCACCGACGUCCAUACUAACUCGGAUCUUCGAUUUUUGUUGCUCACCAUGCCAAGUCGAUCCAUACUCAUCAUCGAGGACAUUGACUGCUCGAUCAAGCUACAAAAUCGAGAAUCGGAGACAGAGUCCGAUGGAAAUCAAGGUGACAAUCAAGUGACACUGUCUAGACUCUUGAAUUGCAUUGAUGGACUUUGGUCAUGCUGCGGCGAAGAACGCAUCAUAAUCUUCACUACGAACCAUAAAGAACGGUUAGACCCGGCAUUGGUGCGACCGGGUCGGAUGGACAUGCAUAUUCACAUGUCGUACUGCAAUGUUUCCAUAUUCAAGCAACUUGCCUUCAACUAUUUCGGUAUCGGCAACGAUGGUGUUUUCGAGCAGAUUGAGAGGAUGUUAGAGGAGGUGAAUGUCAGCCCUGCGGAAGUAGCUGGGGAGUUGAUGAAGAAGAACUGGAAUAGAGAGGCUGCCUUUCAAGGCUUACUCCAAUUCCUACGUGAAAAAAGUAAUAAGAACAACAAAGAAAGACAUCUAAAAUGUGAGGAAGAGAUACUCAUCGUACCACCAUUUGCUGAGUCGCCGCAGUUUCCCUCCAGUCAGUCAAAUCGUGGGCGUUGGAGAACGGGGAGAAGAGGACGUGGUCGCCGCCGUGGUUGA
Messenger RNA from Hibiscus syriacus, 813 nucleotides. Its product is annotated as AAA-ATPase At3g50940-like. The record is from RefSeq and is a predicted model, not a curated record. The transcript has 2 exons. Gene Ontology annotation, molecular function: ATP hydrolysis activity; ATP binding. Bases 1 to 813 code for a protein of 270 amino acids. NCBI's taxonomy places the organism in Eukaryota, Viridiplantae, Streptophyta, Magnoliopsida, Malvales, Malvaceae.